Molecule: messenger RNA, 652 nt
Organism: Cucumis sativus (cucumber)
Lineage: Eukaryota; Viridiplantae; Streptophyta; Magnoliopsida; Cucurbitales; Cucurbitaceae
Product: protein GAST1
Exons: 4
Coding region: 118-471 (117 amino acids)
Source: RefSeq, a predicted model, not a curated record
AUAAUGUACACAUUCUCAAAUGAAUGAAUCAAUCAAUACAAUCUCUCUCUCUCUCUCUUUCUCCCUAUAUUUUCUCUCUCUCUCUCUCAAUUCUAUAUAUAAUUUAGUUUUGAAAUUAUGGGAAGGAAGCAAGUAAUAGAGAUACUGUUGUUUGUAGUAAUGUUGCUGAACUGUGUUCUCUUAGUACACAAUCUUGCCAUUAGUGAGGCUCCAACACCACAGCCACAGACUAGUUCCAAUUAUUCCAAUCCCAUGCAUGGAGUUACUGAAGGCAGCCUUCAACCUCAAGAAUGUGGGGCUAGAUGCACAGGGAGAUGUUCAAAGACAGCAUUCAAGAAGCCAUGCAUGUUCUUUUGUCAAAAGUGCUGUGCCAAAUGCUUGUGUGUUCCUUAUGGGACUUAUGGCAACAAACAAACUUGUCCUUGCUACAAUCAAUGGAAGACUAAGAGAGGAGGCCCCAAAUGCCCUUAAUUACUUUCAUUUCCCAACUCCCUACAAAAAAAAAAACCAUCAUUAAGUUACUUUCUAAUCUCAUUUUCUGAACGUCCCUAUUUUUUCGUUAUACUUCUAAAAAGUGAUGGUUUUGACCUUUCAUGGAGGGUGACUUCUUAAAAGUAUAUAUUAUAUGGAAGGGUUAUUGUUGUUGUCUACA